Molecule: messenger RNA, 3533 nt
Organism: Pomacea canaliculata
Lineage: Eukaryota; Metazoa; Mollusca; Gastropoda; Architaenioglossa; Ampullariidae
Exons: 8
Coding region: 1512-2300 (262 amino acids)
Source: RefSeq, a predicted model, not a curated record
CUUUAUCGUGAAGAUGCUGACUUUUACAAUUUGGAAGCUGAUUAACUUAAUUGUUUAAUCACAAGAGUCAGUCUGUUCAACAACAGCCAUUCCGCUCUUUUAAUAGGAAGUUCUUUGUGUGUCUCUCUUUCUCAAACAUUUUUCUGACAUCUCCGCGGUACUCGACAGUAUGGUGUGUACAUGUUUGUGGUUGCUGGUUUGUGUACACACUUGUCGAUCAUCUGUUGCGUGAUGUCGGCUGUUGUCGCUCAGUGAGCAAAGCAAAGUGCCUGUCCAGUGAGUCACACGUGACUCAACACUUCUGUCAUGUCUUCAUCGUUGUUAUUAGCUUCUGGUGUAAUUUAUGACAUUGGAAAAGGUCAAAUUUGUCACCGUGAUGUUUGAUAAAGUGGACUAAGCUGUCACCUCGAUGUCUUGCAGUCUGUAGGUUGGUAAUGAGCGCCAUGUUGUGUGACGAAUGCAUCCGUCAAUGUUCGAUUCUUGGCGUGGAUCCUGCUGGUGAUGUUACAGAGUCGAUUGUUGUCGCUAGGGUAGCAGGAAGAAAGCCAUCAGUAGGUGCAUGCGAGUGAACAAUGGCGGCUGGUGUCUGCAGCUGACAAUGAACCCACCCAGCGCGUGACGUGGCUCCCUGCUCCCAGGAUUCCCAGGAUUCAAGUGUCACCAAGUCGCCGGUCGUCUGCUGCUGUCUCUACCGCAAGUCUUGCCCUCCAGUGGCUCACCACACUCCUCGGCUUCCGACUGCUCAUCCUGCGCAUGACGUCAGAGUUCAGUUAUGAACCGUCUGUUGUCUCGAGAUCGAGGCUCAGCGACACCGCCAUAUUGAAGUACAGCCGGAAGUUGUCUGGUGGUCUGAUUGUGCGGGUGAAGACAGCACCUUUCAGCUUUCAAUAGACUGUAGCUGUCUUCUGUCUGCCGGCGAUGUCGCCCUAGCUGACCAGAAAGGCAUCAGAAGCUGGAGUCUGUCGUGGGCCUUUGCGAGAUGGAAACUCUUGACGGGACUGACGCCAUUCUCAUCAAGCAUGCUGGAUAGAAGAGACACGUGACAGUUGGUAGGAAAGUGACAAAUGAUGAUGGAGGUCUCACAACAAACGUUUUUCCUUUUAAGAAAACUAUCCAUUCAUGUUCUUGUGGAUAAUAAACGUUAACAUCACCAGAUAUUAUCUUGAUGCCCUACUGGUCCAUCCCCACCAUGACGUCACUAGCAGGGCUCGUGCUUUAUCGCGAGAUCUCCUACGACUACCAGCAGCGGACUUUCCGCAGAGAGGACGAGAUUGACGACGAGCCCCUGUAGCUGUUUGUGGAUUCUGACAAGUAUUAAGAUCGUUAUUUAAUAACAAGAGUGUAGACAAGUGCAGCACCACCACCAGCACCAGCACCACCCUGCGUGACGGGUUCCUCGUUCAAGUCAUCAUUUUCAUUAUACCUUCAUCUAUCUCUUCAGAGACGACAUGUGAAAACACUUUUCACCAGAAUCGUGCAUGGACAUAUAGCCCAGGGUCAUCGCGGUUACCAUGGCGAUCCUGUCCAGCUUCUUGUGUUGGAGCAACACGCGCACCGGCAGCGCCAUCUGUGCCUAUUAUUCCCUGGUGGUGUCCGUGGUGUGCAUGUCACUGUACGUGUUCCGCUACCUGGCACAAGGCAAGAUAGACGCUGUCCCAGAGUACAAGGGUAUCGUGUACCCGGGCUUCGUGCUGUACACAGUCAUGAUCGGCGUCUCUCUCGUCAUGCUACCCGGAGUUUACAUGGACAAAAGGUUCCUCCUUCUACCCUGGGUGUACACCCUGGUCGUCAUCGUCUUGUACGAAACAGGUGCCAUCGCGCUCCUGACCACUGUCCACCUCUCUCAGGACAAGGUUCUGAGGGCUUGGGAAAUAGGGUCGCUGUGCUUCUACUGCUUUCGCCUCAUCGCCAACUGUUACUGCUUUGCGUGUGUGGUGUCGCAGUAUCAGGAACUGUCAGAAGGCCGUGGAACUUACGAAUUCCUGUACAAGCCGCGACGACGUCAACACCUGUCACAACCCCUGGCCGACGGCGACCUGUAUUCGCCUCCCUACUGGGCCCAGCUACCCCCCUACAGCAAGGUGGACCUGCACAAGGAGUUCAACCCCCCAGGCUACGAGGAGGCCGCCGACCAGAGCCACGCAGCCUACGACAACCCCGCCUUUGUCACCGCGUCCUCCGCCUCGCUGUCCGCCAGCCUCCAGUCUUGCCGAGGUCAGCAGCAGGGGCAGGGGCAGGCAAUCACCCCAGGAGAUGUGGCGUGCCCCGCCCCCAGCCAUCGCCCACGUGCAGAACGCUGAUGAGAAUAGGGAAGGGCAAGGCCCACACAGCCCUCACAGCCACCAGGCCCACCCGUCAAUACAAUACCUGAAAGUUGACGAGCAUCCAAACCCCGAACGGACCGUGCAUAGGACUACAUAUGUGACGUGGAUAUGAUACACACGGACCGUACAUAGGACUACCCAUGUGACGUGGAUAUGAUACAGGCUCAUAAACACAACAAAGAAAAGCUACAUAAGGGUGGCGGUUGGUUUACUGGUGUUUGACGCCGUGUCAGCACGAGACAUGCAUACAGGUGAUUCAGUCAUAUGCCACAUAGACAUGACCCAGUCAUUUCUGUGGAACUACCCAGAGUUAGUAGACACGGGUAUGCUGGCAUAUGACAACUGGGUGUGAUACCCGUGACAGUGGCGAGUGGGGGCAGGGGUUGAAGGUGACCUUUUGAAUCCGGGGCUGUCUCCAGAGCAACGGAAAUGGUGAACUUAGUCACAUUUGACAUGGUGGACACCAGGACAGCAGUCAGUCAGUCACUGGGACUAGUGACAUUAAACAUGGCUGUCGUCACAAGCUCAUUUAGCCUUGUCACAUGACACACAGGUCACAAGGACUAGUCAGGUAGCCUGGUAGUCACACCGUCACUCACCUUUUCGCACUUUGUGUACCUGCAGCAGAGUGUUUAGUACUCAGCUUGUCUCUCACCACAUUCACCUUGUCGGUCCUGUCAGUCCACUGGUCACCUGUUCGACUGGACAGCACCUGGUGUUUACACGACCGCCAUCUUACCCUUUGUUUGUUGUUGUUAUUACAAUGCGCUAACAUGCCACACAAACCCUCUGAUUGAUGGUAUAGAUGCCCCGCCUCCCCCACAUCAUGAAAGAUCGCGAUUCCAGAGCAAUGAGGGAGGCCAGGGUCACAAGGUGUAGGGUGGCGCCACCUCCAUACUACCACCACUAACAGUAACACCACAGGUGCCACGUCAGCGGAUGUGGGCACCAGGUAGACAACAUGGACUCCACUGACUUCAUUCCAACGAGGGUCUUCAUGUCGUUGAAGAAUUAAUGUCUUUGUCGUGCGUGUUAACGUGAUUUGAAAUGUAUUGGGGCUACACCUACACUACAGUGUAUAGGGGCUACACUACAGUGUAUAGGGGCUACACCUACACUACAGUGUAUAGGGGCUACACUACAGUGUAUAGGGGCUACACUACAAUGUAUUGGGGCUACACUACAGUGUAUAGGGGCUACACCUACACU